Messenger RNA from Crotalus tigris (Tiger rattlesnake), 3989 nucleotides. Its product is annotated as syntaxin-binding protein 4-like. The record is from RefSeq and is a predicted model, not a curated record. Gene Ontology annotation, molecular function: protein binding. Lineage: Eukaryota; Metazoa; Chordata; Lepidosauria; Squamata; Viperidae. Bases 1158 to 3374 code for a protein of 738 amino acids. The transcript is spliced from 23 exons.
UUAAAUAGACUCCAGAAGAUGGCAGAGGACAGGAAGGCCUGGAGGAACGUUGUCCAUUGGGUCACGAUGGGUCAGACAUGACUUCGCAACUAACAACAACAACAAGACAAUAAGACACUUUUCACUAGAACAGAUAGAUCUCUGUUUGAGAGGCUGCCAAGGCUGGGGAUUUGGAAGAACCACUAGGGGGCGCCUCAGGCCUACACUUCCUUGGAAUGCACCGGAAUGAAUGGGGGGGGGGGGAAUGGUUAUUUGGGAAAUGAUUGGGUUGCUUGCUUGCUUUUUAGGAGGAGUAUGCAAUGGGAGUGUGAAGGCAGGAUUGGAGGCGAAUGGAUCUCGAAGAUAACAAAAAUCGGAUCUUUAUCAUGUUUCCACGCCUACGAAAAGUCUAAAAUUCUUCCUUGCUUGAUCUGCUGCAGAGUAAAGGAGAUUCCCCAAUUGUGAGGGGCGGGGAAGCAACUUCCCUAAUAGCAUUUCUGAAAAUCAGGGGGCCAGAAAAAGCCCCAACCUCAGUCCACCACCCAUUCCCUGCCCCACUUGCUUCCCAAAACCGUCUCCCAAUGCUUGAUGCCAUUUCUCUGCGUUUCCCCCCAAAAGCCAGCUGCCAUUUACGCACCACCGCUACCUGGGGCCGUCUCUGUUUUCCCCCCAAACUCUUUGCCUGAACCAAGAGAAGACAGAAGGGAGGAGGAGGGGGGGGGGAGUCCCUGCGCAUCUUGUUGUCUCCGUCCCUUCGACGUCCAUCCUUCGCUCACGCUAUCUGGACCCAGCACUGAAACCUUGGAAGCCCUUCAGAUGACGCUGCUCUCAAGGGAACGGAUCUUUCGGAUUAACUAAAGAGUCACAACAUCUGUUCCUAGGACACAGGCGGCGUGCCAAAGGCUGCCGGAGCAAAACCAUCAAUCCACUUUGGCUAGCAGCACGCUCGUGGGGAGAGGCGGUCCAAGGCAGGGCUGAAAACCAUCAGCAAAGAUCCCCUUCCAGAUCCCAUGUAGAUGGUUUGGAUCUGCUGGGACAAGGCCACCUCCUGUCGCCCCAAGCCAUGUUUCGGGGUUGCAGAUGGCGUUGCAGCUGAGAGGCUGGAUCUGCCGCGCCCUCUCAGACCACCGUUGCUGGGAAGAAUAAAGAACAAUUCAAGAAUUCCAGUUUAGGACAGGAUGUCCUAUCUGAAGCCAGGGGGAAGCGAUCUUGAACGUUUCGAUGGACUUUCCCUCAUUUAUUGGACGUUAAUGGGACCGCACGGGAUGGAUCGUCACAUGCAUUGCUUUGACUUCUACGACUGCGCCAACGGCUUGGGUAUCAAAGUGAUUGGUGGAGUUAAAGAAUUCACGGGAGAAGAAUAUGGAGUUUAUGUUAAGAGAAUCCUACCAGGAGGAGUGGCUUACAUUGAUGGUCGGCUGCAGCCAGGAGAUCAGAUCUUAGAAGUGAAUGGAGACAGUCUGAUUGGUGUUACCAAUGAGAGAGCUGUGGAGAUCCUAAGGACAGCCUCUGGCACCAGCUAUAUGCGCCUUCUUGUUACCAGGGAUGACGACGCUCGCAAGGAAUUCUCUGACCUGCUGGAAAGAUUUGGAUCUCAUAGCAGCUCAGGAUCUGCACAGAGUUCACCUACUUCCCAUACUGGAAGCAGGUCUGUGGAAAGCACCUCUUCGGGGUCCUCAUCUUGUUCCCAGAGCCCUCUGUUGCUGAGCCCAAUCCAUUCCCAGGGGAUGCUGUUUGGAAAUCCGGGACAAACCCACCCCUCAGUCUCACACUGUUCCGUUGGAUCUGGGAUCCAAAGCGUCACCGUAAAAAAGUUUUCUGACUUGGGGCUAACCGUUGGUGGAGGAACCAACCGAUCAGAUGGACCGAUGGUUUAUGUCCAUGACAUUCAACAGGAAGGCGACUGCAGUAAGGAUGGGUGCCUGCAAGUUGGAGACCAGCUAAUUGCUAUCAAUAAAGACCCGUUGCUGGGUGCUACGUAUGAGGAGGCUAAAAGGAUAGUUGCAAAGAAUUUGUCCAGACAUGAAGGAAAUACAGAAGUGGCCUUCGUUCCAGGAAGGGGACAACUUCACCCAGGACACUGUGCAAACAACGGGGCCCACUCACUGUCCACAAGAGAGAACAGGUGGAAGGUCCAUGUGAGGUUCCCAGAGAGCAGACACAACAGCCACUUUCCUGUGCCUUCACCAUCUCCAGAUGUUUGCCCACCAGAGUGCAUCAUUUCUGCUCCUGAUUCUCCUUCAAGGCAAGGAUCCUCUUCAACCCCCAAGCCUAAGGUACCCCUGGACCCUCACGUCCGUCUCAAGGAUGGCAAACUGGAACUGAUGUUACAGUACUUAAACCUAGAUAUGAGUGAAGAGAAGAAAAGGCAGUUAUGGCAGAGACUGACAACCGACUCCCAGGGCACAGUGGCCUACGGAGAUUUCCUCCAAGUUCUCAAGGACUUGCUUCCAGAAGAAGACACGGAUCUCCAUUCAAAUUCUGCACUUUUCAGUCCGCAUGAAGUGGCUACCUUGCUGGACACAUCUGCUUUCCAUUCUCCGAUGUCAGAGUCUGUCAGUUCCAGUGAGAAUGAGAAGCUGGACAACCUACAGUUGGAAAUGGUGGUAUUGCAACAGGAGGUCCAGAGGUUGAAGUCUCUCCUGAAGGAGGUGGAAAGCAAUAAGAAGUCAAUGGAAGAUGAGCUUCAAAAAUUGAAUCAGAAGGCCUCAAGCUUCCUUCAAGAGAACCAAUGUCUGCAGAACAAGCUGCAAGCUGCUGAAGUCUUCCGGUGGCGAGCCCAGAGCGCGGAGCAGGAUUACGAAGAAGUCAUCCAUCUGCUGGAAGCUGAGAUCAUGGAGCUGAAAUCCCAGCUGACGGGGAAGAAGAACAAGGAGCUUUUGGAAGCAGAGAGUGAUGCCUUAGAACUGAAGAAGCACCUGUCCUUGGUGAACGAGCAGUUACACAAGUCAGAGGUUGCCCAGAAACACCUGGAAAUUUACAACAGAAAACUCCUAUUGUUUGUACAGCAUGCCCACAGAUUGCUGAGCGCACCUUGCUCAUUGCCCAAGAAGAGGAUUAGCAGCCAAGAGGAUGAGGACAAGACAAAAGAUGCCUCAGAAACAACGCUUCUCUCUUCAGAACUUGCCAGAUUGUUGAUCGCAGAAGGCAAUGAACUAUUGGAGAAUAACUCAUUGUCAAGUGCUACAAGAGAUGGCUCAAUUACGGAGGCAGAGGUGGAGUCACAGCAGGAAAGCAAAGCAGAUGAACGGGGGAAGCGAUUGGAGACCCCGAUUUGUCGGAUACAAGGAGUUAAGACUCUACUGCAAGAUUGGGACAACUGCAAAGCAGAUGAGAGAUCCCCCCCCCCAACUAUGAAUGCUGAGGAACACGGCACCAUUUCCUCCAGAAGUUAAACUUUGGGCCAUUUCUGGUCCACGGCAUUCCUUGGAACUGGAUCUUCUUUCACUUCUCUCUACUGCUUGUUCAUGGUCUGAAAGAACAAGAACAAUGGCAGCUAUUAUCUCUGGAAAGUCACUUCUGGAGGGCAGUUAAGAAUCCUAGAAGCCUAGAACUGGGGGGCAUUUUGAGAGCUUCUAGUCCAAUUCCUUCCAAAGGGCACACUUUCCUAGACAUAUAGCUGUCCAUUCUUGGUUGAAAACCUCCAUUGAUGGAGCUCCAGAACGUCAGGAGGCGAGCUGUUCUACAUACUUUCACUUUGGAUAGGUCUCUGUAAAGCUUUGUUUUUGGUUAUUUAUCUACGCCCUUGCUGGGGAGACUAACCAGAAGGUUGUCACUGAAGCCACUGUGACUUUUAACUGGGAUUUGGGGGGAGGAAUCAUAACAUUUUCACUUAGUUUUUGCACUGUAUGCAUGUAUUCAUGCUGUUUCCUGCACCUUUCUCGGCUCCCUUUAGAUCAGUGGUUCUCAACCUGUGGGUUGGGACCCCAUUUGGGGUCGAACAACCAUUUCACGGGGGUCGCCAAACAACGCAGUCCGCCAUUUUUUCCCCCUUUUCCUUAGCUGUGCUA